Molecule: messenger RNA, 1104 nt
Organism: Colletotrichum siamense
Lineage: Eukaryota; Fungi; Ascomycota; Sordariomycetes; Glomerellales; Glomerellaceae
Exons: 1
Coding region: 1-1104 (367 amino acids)
Biological process (GO): regulation of transcription by RNA polymerase II
Molecular function (GO): DNA-binding transcription activator activity, RNA polymerase II-specific
Source: RefSeq, a predicted model, not a curated record
AUGAGACCGGAUGAAAAUCUUGUUGGCUCAUCCGGAGCGACGACGCCGAAUGGCGAUACGAGUUCCGGGUCGCCUUCAGGACGGAGCCCUGCCGUCAUUUCAGCCCCGGACUUGACCCACCUCACGAGCGGAGACAACGUUUCCGGCCCGCUAGAGUCGGACGUGGCAAUCAACAUGGCUCACAUGAAGUUGUUGAUACACUUCUCUCUCCGUAUGGCCAUCCCAGAACUUGAUGAGCAUCUCAUUGAGCUGGGCACGCGCUUAACCGUGAAGACUGGCGCUGAGGUGCCAUAUCUUCUCCACGAAGCGCUCUCGUUAUCUGCACGCCAUCUUUCAAUGACAGCAUCGGAAAAAAGUUCCGAAUACCUCAAUCUCGCUGUACAGUUACAGAACCGCGCUAUAAUGCUGUUUAACUCCGAAAAGGUUCGCGUUGACGAAACGACAUGCGUCCCAAUGAUACUCUUCUCCUCCAUCCUUGGCCGCCACCUUUGCAUGGACGCUCUCGCAUUUCGAAGUCCAGACUUGGGUCCGUUCUUGGACUGCUACGUCAACUUUGUUCGGGUCCACAGAGGGGUCAAAGUCAUAGUCAACCGAGGCUGGCCAUUACUCAAAGAUUCAGAGCUCUGCCCCUUAGUUGCUUGGGGGAUGGGGCUUGGUCGCUUGAGAAGUCGAGGACACGACUGCGACGAUAUCCUUAGGCUCUUGAAUUCCUACGAGGAUAUAUCUCCUGAGUGUUUGGAAGCAUGUCACAGAGCUAUUGAGUUCGUCCAGAUUGCCGUGGACGAUUUGCAAGUUCGGAUGUUUACUCGAGGUAAACACCUGUACCAAAUUGUGUUUUCGUGGUCUUUAUUGGUUCCAGAGGCGUUCUCUGAGAUGCUGGUACAACGGAAACCCGUGGCGAUCGCUAUUUUGGCACACUAUGCUGCUCUUCUGCAUUUGGCUAGAGACCUAUGGCAGAUUGGCGAUUCAGGCGCCUACCUCCUAAACGUCAUUUCGAAAUAUCUAGGGUCAGAAUGGGACGAAUGGCUGGCGUGGCCCCGAAGCAUUGUUCUCUCGGAAGAUAUGGAAGUUGAAAUUCCGUUAAGACCAUCGAUCCCAGUAUGA